CAUUUUGCCGCAACAUAGAAACAAUCUUCUGAUGAUUCAGAUGUCGAGCGCGAGAUUGAAAAUGACUGAUGGCAAUAACAUUGUCGAGCUUUUAAGCGUUAUACCAUUAAAUAAACUUUCAGAAGAAUGGGUGAAAUCAGUGUGGGAAUCAGAUUUCACUGAUGCAGAAAAUAUAAAUGAAGAAGUUUUUCUGGAUACAGACAGCAGUACCCUAAUAGAAACAUUAGACAGUAUACUGGCUUGCCUGGAUCACUGGAUUGAUGAUGAAAUUGAUGAAGGUUUAUGGACAUUACUGGUUGAGAGUGAAAUUUCCCUGAAAGCAGUAAUAUCAUUUUUGGCGCAUCUACUUCUUGUUGGCCACAAGAAAUCAGCUGACCUGACCCAGAAGCAAAUAGGAAUUUUGGCUGGUCGAACCUACUGUAAACUUGUUCUAGUCCCUGGUAGCAGGGCAUUCAACAUUUUUCACCCUGAACUGUAUGAGAAAACAGCAGACUUCUUAAAACAGUUCAUCACACUGGGAUCAUCUAAGACCACAAAGAGAAAGAGAAGUGUGACCCCUGUCAAGUCUAGCCAGGCAAAGAGAAACGGCAAAUCAAGACGCAAGAAACAGAGUAAUGAAACCUCCCUUGAGGACGGCAUUGAGGAUUUUGGUGCCAGUCAAAAUGGAGAUGACAUCAGUGAUGAUGAAAUACAAGAACUGGCUCCUCAGGAAAUAUCCAAACUCAGAAAACAACUUCAUGUUUUACUUGUUGAUAUGGUCACAUUUCUGGAGAAAUAUUCUCUACGCCAGUCAGUUUCAUCAGGGUAUCACAGUGUACAGGUUCUAGCGCCACUUACAAGACAUGAUGCCGAAAUGUUUGAUGGAAAUUUUGAUACUAGUGUAGCCAUGAUGAGACAGUCAGUACCUGCAUUAGCAUUUAAGUGUUUACAAUCAUUGUGUUCUCAGCUUCAUGGACAUGUGGGUUCACUCAUGAAUGCAACAUGCAAGUACCUGCUGUCAAAUUUAUUGAUGUUGAUUGGAGACAAGUCUGUGCAGACUGUGACAAAACAACUACAGGUGACACGAGAUCAUGCCAUCUCCUUUAUCUGUAUUCUGAUGAAACAGUGUGGAGAGAGAGGACUAGCUAGUGUGCGCACACUUUUACAACAGAUGUGUACCAAAGUGACAGAUCGUGCCGAGUAUCGAGCCAAGGUAGCUCAAGCGGUUGUGACAAUUGCUAAGGAAAUGCCAAACGAAAGUUACAGUAAACUGAUCCAGUGGUUCUACAAACUAUCUAAACAUAGUCAGAUCAAUAAUCGUGGCUUUGCACUAGAGAUUGUGUCUGCAUUGCUGGCUACUCCGGAGAGGAUUGUUACAGAUGAGAUUCCAGCUGACCUUCGACCUUACACUACACAUCGCUCACUGCUCGGCAUCCUGCUGGACAGAUGUUCCGAUAAAGCUCCCACUGUGCGGGCUAGAGCAAUAGGAUGUUUUGCUGGAUGUCUAAGCUCGAGAGAUGAAGGUAUAGCUGGGACUGUGAAAGAGAUUGUCACACCUGUGGUACCCGGACGACCUAAUAUACCAAGACUUAUCAAAACUCCCGGAGCUAGAGUCCCAGACAGUGUCACUACUGUUGAUGAAACUUCACAAAGAUCAGAGUACACAAUUGCACAGCAGACUGUAGAGGGCAGCACCACUGCUCCAGAAAGCACAGAAGGUGGAGCUAAAGAUAAGGACACACCCAUGCAUAGAGUACAUCUGACACCUGGCUUUGAUCCAAACCUGUCUGACAGUGAAGGUGUAUUCUCCAUGUUGCGUCGCCGAGCACGUGAUGAGAAAGUUAAUGUGAGGAAAGCAGCUCUUCAGGCACUGGAGGCGGCAGUAAGGUUUGAGAUGCCAAACUACACUAAACAGAAUAUAGAGGUGUUAAAGGAUCACUGUAGGGACCCAGGAUUGUCUGUCAGGAAACAAGCCCUGCAGUCACUUACCGACUUACUCAUAGACUCUCCAAAGGACAAGUUUCUUCAGAGUAACUGGUUGUUAGCUGCCCUGCCUCUGGUUAUAGACAGGGAGACAACUUUGUCAGAGAAAUGUAUGGAAACAUUGGAGGAACUCGUCCUUAACAACGUGGUGUUAUAUCACAGAUCCAAGUCUGAGAGUCAUGAGCUAGCCUGGGAUCUUCUUGCUAUCAUAGCCAAGCCACACAGUGUUGAUCAAAGGCGCUACCUCCAAAAGACGUGUCAUCACUGGUCAAGACAAGGAAAGAUUAAACCGUCACUGAUUACAGCUUUGGAGUCUCACAUUGGCACCAACAAUAAUUCAUUGAUUUUGACUAAUGAAAUUAUUUGCCUCUUGGUAACAUCAACUUUUUGCUGGAUAUACUGUUUUGCCAUUCCUCACCACAAACCCUUUCGGCGGGGGAUACCAAUUUAUCGAAUUUGCUUGUUUAAAAUUUGUAAUCAUUUUGACAGGUACACCACCACCGCAAAUCACUAUAUUUCAAACAUAGCCUCAUGUUUGAAGGACCCAUCACCUCUGGUUCGUAAACAGACUCUGACACUGAUAACUCGCCUCUUACAGGAAGAUUUCCUCAAAUGGAAAGGUGCCCUCUUCUACAGGUUUAUAUCAGCCCUGCUCGACAACUGUGAGGAGAUACAAAAAUUUGGAGAGUUUUGUCUACUCCACAUGUUAAUACAGAGACAUCCAAACAUGUUCUUCCAGCAUUUCAUGGAAUGUGUUUUUCACUUCAAUGACUACAGGGAACACACCGUUUACAACAAAUUCACACAGUCCGAAAAAGUUCGUGAAUUGUUUUCAUUGAAAGGUGACCAAAAUUCAAAGAAGAGGCUGACAUUGUACAAGUUUUUACUGGAAAACAUGUCGGAUGAUCAUAGAUUUCAGUUACAGAGUAAACUUGUACAGGAGGUCUUGGGAGGCAUUGUUGAUGGUAUACUGCCUGUGAACAAAGACACCAGUGACAUUCUUAAAGAUGCCUUAGCAAUACUUAGCUGCAAGGAGAUUAAAUUGACAUCUGUUAAAGUACGUCCUAAUGAAGAUGUUGCUGGUGAUGAACAGGAAAUGGCAGCUGUUGUCGUGGCAACAGCAAAGAAGACUAUAAUUACACAGGUUUUGAAGAAGAAUGUGAUAGAAAACAUAGUGCCUAUAGUUGUUUCCCUCAAACAUAUGAUGGAGAAAGAGAGAUCACCGUUGUUGAAGGAAUUGUUGAUGUAUCUACGUGAACUCAUGAAGGACUACAAGAGUGAAGUUAAAGAGAUACUGUCAGCAGAUCGUCAGUUAGCAACCGAAAUUGAGUUUGACUUACGCAAGUUUGAAGAGCAACAACAGGAAGCAGUGAGACAAAGAAAUGCCCCAGCCAGUGCUCAGGGUACACCUAUUGUAGGUGUCAGUAAGAGUCCGGUUCCAGCCACUAACCUUCAGUCACCUCCACCCAGCACUGGAAAUACUCCCAGACCUGCUGGCUCACCAAGAACACCGGCACUGAAGGCUGGAGUCGCUAGCCCGAGACCAGGAACAUCAAAAGGCACUCCUCCUGUUCUGAGAAUAGCACCAAACAGAAAUACCCCUGCAAGGGAAGCUCCGCUGUCUACCGUAGCUGUAUUGAAUUCAGCGAGACAAAUGAUGAGCCGACCUAGAACAUCUUCUGUUGGCACCGAUAGAGCUGACAGUGAGAAUGAAGAGAAUCCAGCAACUGGAACUACUCCGAGGAGAAAUUUACGCACAAACAGAGCUAUAAGUACACCGUCAGUUGCCCUUGGCAACAUCACAUUUCAUGGUGAAGCCAAUGUGACAUUUAUGCCUCCAUCACCUAUAUCAGAAUCCAGCUCGGACCACAGACUUUUUGACUCGGACAGUAGUAUAGGGCUAGACAAGGAAAGCUCUGAUAAGGAAAAUGAGGAUGUGCUACUCAUAAAAUCUCCACUGGCAGGGGCACAAAAGGCCAGAGUGUGGAAUGUUUCUUCUCCAGCACCAAAGAAAAGAGGACAGGUUGCAGAAGAUAGUGAAGAGGUAGAACCAGUUCCAUUGGCUCAGAUUAGUAACAGAGAAACCAAUCAGAGUAAAGAAAACAAUGGGGAGUCACAUCAGAAUGAAGAGAACAGCACAAAAGCCAAUGAAAACAAAGAUAACAAUAAAAAAGCCAAUCAGGACAAAGAUAACACAAAAACAAAAAGGAGAACAAGGUUAAGUGAUCAGUUAAAAGACAAAGCUGCCGGAAAUGAGCCAGCAACUGAACUAAAUACGAGGCGUGGAAAAAGAAAAUUAAAGACAUAGCUGGUUGAUAUGCUACUCAGAGACUUGAAAAAAAAAGGCUGUUCUAAAAUCUAAAUAUCUGAAAAAAGACACUUCAAGACGUUCGCAAAGAGGAAGUGAAAAAACUGGCGGAGAGUCAUAUUUUUUUUCUUCACAGAGCAAUAAGCAUGUAUCACUAUGAUAAAUGAGCCAGUAGUGCAUUUGUCCAAAGCCAUUAUGUAUUCACAUUUUAGAACUUGCUUUUGUUACACAUAAAUACCUUGUUGUCAUAUAUUGUAUUUGUGCAGGAUCAUUGUGUUUUCAUACUUCUCACUUGCUUUUGACAUUGUUAUAGUACUUGUCAUAUCCUGUUACAUUUCUUGACAUAAUUCAGAAUACAUGUAAAUGUAAUCUUGCUUGAAGAAACUUUUUAACCCUUAUCAUGCUGGACACCAUUGAUUCUGCCUUUGCGACCAGUGCAGAUCAUGAUUGGCCUGCACAUCUGUGCAGUCAGAUCAUGAGCUGCACUGUUCUUCAUUCAGUCAAUAUCUUUUUUGUAUGCACCCCUUUUAACAGUUAAUGGUACUGUCCAAAUUGAAAGAUGAACAAGUUCAUUAUAGAAGUUUAGCAGGGUAAGGAUUAUUGCUUCAGUGUAUCUUAGCUCUAUCAUAUAGACACUUAGGUGCUAAGUCAGUUUAGUGUUACUUUCAUCGGUGCUGGUCAUUGUUGUUUAUUUCGUUCUGUAUUUUGUUUUAGUUCAAUCACACAUGGCUAAUGUGAACAGCUUAAAAGUUUCUAGUAUGAAAGGGUUAUUAAGUAUAUCUCUGUGCCCCUGUACUGACCUGAGAGCAAGUAUUCUUAUUUCUUUUCUGUUAGAACACUUCUCCUGUUUCUUUCUGUUUGUUUACUGAGAGAUUGUUUUUUACUGAAUCUCGUUGAACUUUGUAACAUGUAAAUGACAGGCUGUCCAGCGUCCCUAAAAUUCCUAUUUUUCCUACUUUUUUUGAAUUUGGUUAAAUUUAUAGAAAAAAAUGAAAAAUCAAA
Molecule: messenger RNA, 5272 nt
Organism: Mercenaria mercenaria
Lineage: Eukaryota; Metazoa; Mollusca; Bivalvia; Venerida; Veneridae
Product: condensin-2 complex subunit D3-like
Exons: 34
Coding region: 32-4270 (1412 amino acids)
Biological process (GO): mitotic chromosome condensation; meiotic chromosome condensation
Cellular component (GO): condensed chromosome, centromeric region
Molecular function (GO): histone binding
Source: RefSeq, a predicted model, not a curated record